Fundulus heteroclitus (mummichog) is the source of this 6642-nucleotide messenger RNA. RefSeq names its product NACHT, LRR and PYD domains-containing protein 12-like. The coding region runs from base 129 to 3881 and encodes 1250 amino acids. Lineage: Eukaryota; Metazoa; Chordata; Actinopteri; Cyprinodontiformes; Fundulidae. The transcript has 12 exons. Gene Ontology annotation, molecular function: protein binding. The record is from RefSeq and is a predicted model, not a curated record.
UACAACAAAAGAUCAGAAUAUGCAUCAUAAAUGGCCUAUGAUACAAUAUAGACAGUUGACAAUUCAAAACAGGUAGCUAUUUAAUCAACUUACCUCAGAAGUUACUCGAGAGUCAGCAAUGGAAGUAAAUGAUGUCCGACGCCAUAGAAUGGCUUUUUGGAACUAUGCGAGGCUGCAUACCCCGGAAGUGGGCGGCAAACAGCGUACAACGCAGUCCAAUGGGAGUGUCGCGACUCUUUUUAGCUCUAUGGCUCUGGGUAGAUCGACGGAUUCCUAAGACACUGACACAUAAACAUCAACCAGAACCAGAACCCAGCUGUGUGUCCUUUAAGAGCGACUGGUCAAAGGAUGCUGGCAUUGACUUCAAAUCUCCAGGACCUUCAUCCUCAGAGAGGAUUCCUAAGACACUGACACAUAAACAUCAACCAGAACCAGAACCCAGCUGUGUGUCCUUUAAGAGUGACUGGUCAAAGGGUGCCUACAUUGACUUUAGAUCUUCUGGACCUUCAUCCUCAGAGAGAGUGGACCAGCAGAACUCAGAGGUUCCCAGAGGUCCAUCUGCCCGGCAGCAUCAAACCCAGCUGGACUCCAUAUUUAUGCUGCUGGAGGACAACAUUGUCACUUUUGUGAAGAAGGAGCUGAAGAAGAUCCAGAAGGUUCUGAGUCCAGAUGACCCAGACUGCUCAGAGAGUCAGAGAGAUGAUGAGGAGGUGUUGGAAGGUGAGGACGAAGAGCAGAGGAGGAGCAGCAGAGAGGCACUGAUGAAGAUCACUGUGAACUUCCUGAGGAGGAUGAAGCAGGAGGAGCUGGCUGACCGUCUGCAGAGCAAACAACUUCCUGCAGUUCAACAUAAACUUAAAUCUGGUCUGAAGGAGAAGUUCCAGUGUGUGUUUGAGGGGAUCGCUAAAGCAGGAAGUCCAACCCUUCUGAACCAGAUCUACACAGAGCUCUACAUCACAGAGGGAGGGACUGGAGAGGUCAAUGAGGAACAUGAGGUCAAACAGAUUGAAACAGCAUCCAUGAAACCACACAGAGCAGAAACAACCAUCAGACAAGAAGACAUCUUUAAAGUCCCACCUGGAAGAGAUCAACCAAUCAGAACAGUGAUGACAAAGGGAGUGGCUGGCAUUGGGAAAACAGUCUUAACCCAGAAGUUCACUCUGGACUGGGCUGAAGACAAAGCCCACCAGAACAUCCACUUCAUAUUUCCAUUCACCUUCAGAGAGCUGAAUGUGCUGAAAGAGAAAAAGUUCAGCUUGGUGGACCUUGUUCAUCACUUCUUUACUGAAACCAAAGGAAUCUGCAGCUUUGAACACUUCCAGGUUCUGUUCAUCUUUGAUGGUCUGGAUGAGAGUCGACUUCCUCUGGACUUCCAGAACCAGGAGAUCCUGACUGAUGCUACAGAGUCCACCUCAGUGGAUGUUCUGCUGACAAACCUUAUCAGAGGGAAACUGCUUCCCUCUGCUCGCCUCUGGAUAACCACACGACCUGCAGCAGCCAAUCAGAUCCCUCCGGAGUGUGUUGCCAUGGUGACAGAUGUCAGAGGGUUCACUGACCCACAGAAGGAGGAGUACUUCAGGAAGAGAUUCAGAGAUAAAGAGCAGGCCAGGAGGAUCAUCUCCCACAUGAAGACAUCAAGAAGCCUCCACAUCAUGUGCCACAUCCCAGUCUUCUGCUGGAUCACUGCUACGGUUCUGGAGGACGUGUUGAAGACCAGAGAGGGAGGAGAGCUGCCCAGCACCCUGACUGAGAUGUACAUCCACUUCCUGGUGGUUCAGACCAAAGUGAAGAAGGUCAAGUAUGAUGGAGGAGCUGAAACAGAUCCACACUGGAGUCCAGAGAGCAGGAAGAUGAUUGAGUCUCUGGGAAAACUGGCUUUUGAUCAGCUGCAGAAAGGAAACCUGAUCUUCUAUGAAUCAGACCUGACAGAUUGUGGCAUCGAUAUCAGAGCAGCCUCAGUGUACUCAGGAGUGUUCACACAGAUCUUUAAAGAGGAGAGAGGGCUGUACCAGGAUAAGGUGUUCUGCUUCGUCCAUCUGAGUGUUCAGGAGUUUCUGGCUGCUCUUCAUGUUCAUCUGACCUUCAUCAACUCUGGUGUCAACCUGAUGGAAGAAAAAGACACAUCUAAGAGGUCUUUAUUGUCUAAGAAGUCUAAUCUAAAGUUUCUUCACCAGACAGCUGUUGACCACGCCUUACAGAGUCCAAAUGGACACCUGGACUUGUUCCUCCGGUUCCUCCUGGGACUUUCAUUGCAGACCAAUCAGAGACUCUUACAAGGUCUGCUGACACAGACAGGAAGUAGCUCACAGACCAAUCACGAAACAGUUCAGUACAUCAAGGAGAAUAUCAUUGAGAAUGUAUCUGCAGAGAAAAGCAUCAAUCUGUUCCACUGUCUGAAUGAACUGAAGGAUCGUUCUCUGGUGGAGGAGAUCCAACAGUCUCUGAGUUCAGGACGUCUCUCCACAGAUAAACUGUCUCCUGCUCAGUGGUCAGCUCUGGGUUUCAUCUUACUGUCAUCAGCAGAAGAUCUGGAUGUGUUUGACCUGAAGAAAUACUCUGCUUCAGAGGAGGUUCUUCUGAGGCUGCUGCCAGUGGUUAAAGUUUCCAACAAAGCUUUACUGAGUGGCUGUAAUCUCUCAGAGAGAAGCUGUGAAGCUCUGUCCUCAGUUCUCAGCUCCCAGUCCUCCAGUCUCAGAGAACUGGACCUGAGUAACAACAACCUGCAGGAUUCAGGAGUGAAGCUUCUCUCUGCUGGACUGGAGAGUCCAAACUGCAGACUGGAAACUCUCAGACUGAGUGACUGUAAUCUGUCAGAGAAAAGCUGUAAAGCUCUGUCCUCAGUUCUCAGCUCCCAGUCCUCCAGUCUCAGAGAACUGGACCUGAGUAACAACAACCUGCAGGAUUCAGGAGUGAAGAUUCUCUCUGCUGGACUGAAGAGUCCAAACUGCAGACUGGAAACUCUCAGACUGAGUGGCUGUAACCUCUCAGAGAGAAGCUGUGAAGCUCUGUCCUCAGUUCUCAGCUUCCAGUCCUCCAGUCUCAGAGAACUGGACCUGAGUAACAACAACCUGCAGGAUUCAGGAGUGAAGCUUCUCUCUGCUGGACUGGAGAGUCCAAACUGCAGACUGGAAACUCUCAGCUUGUCAGGCUGUCUGGUCUCAGAGGAAGGCUGUGCUUCUCUGGUAUCAGCUCUGACCUCCAACCCCUCCCAUCUGAAAGAGUUGGACCUGAGCUACAAUCAUCCAGGAGACUCAGGAGUUAAGCUGCUGUCGGCUGGACUGAAGGAUCCACGAUGGAGACUGGAAGCUCUCAGGGUGGAGCCUGCUGGAGUCCGAUGGUUGACACCAGGUCUGAGGAAGUAUUCCUGUCAACCCACAACUGACACAAACACAGUGAGCAGAAAACUCAAACUGUCUGACGACAACAGGAAGGUGACACGUGUGAUGGAGCUUCAGUCAUAUCCUGAUCAUCCAGACAGAUUUGAUCAGCCUCAGCUGCUGUGUAGAACUGAUCUGACUGGUCGCUGUUACUGGGAGGUCGAGUGGACAGGAGUUGUUGAGAUAUCUGUGAGUUACAGAAGAAUCAAGAGGAGAGGAGACAUUAGAGACUGUUGGUUUGGAGCAAAUGAUCAAUCCUGGAGUCUGAACUGCUCUGAUGGUGUUGCUUACUCUGUCUUUCACAAUAACAUUAAAACAUUUAUCUCCUCCUCCUCCGUCUCCAACAGAGCAGCAGUGUAUGUGGACUGUCCUGCUGGUAUUCUGUCCUUCUACAGAGUCUCCUCUGACUCACUGAUCCACCUCCACACCUUCAACACCACAUUCACUGAACCUCUGCAUCCUGGCUUUGGGGUCUGGUUCGGUUCUGUCUUUGUACUGAAUUGAGUCUAAAGAGUCUCCUCCUGUCAGAGAAAGCCUCUCCCUGUUGAACAGAUAGUUUAGUCUGUUCAUGUCUGUCUCUUUCACUCAGAAACACGUUUUCUCAUUCAUGGAUUCAAAUGUACAUCAACAUAUACAUUUAUUAUAUACUAGUGUGUCUGAAAUAAAUACCUACUUUUCAAUAUUAUUAUUAUUAUUAUUAUUAUUAUUGUUAUUAUUAUUAGUAUUAAUAAUCAUGAGUCAGAUUUCAUUGAAAUGUUGGGCAGUUUUUCUCAAUCUCUGGACAUGAUAUGUUUCUGUCAGCUCUAAUUUUUUAUGAACGCUUUUUAGAUUCAAAUGUUAAAUCUUCCUUUGGUAUAAUUGCUGCAAUUCUAUUUCAUGUGUUUGAAUGUGUUGUAAACAGAUUUUCCUCUUCUGUAUUUGAUUAAUCCCCACCUAUCUGAGUUGCUGUACUCCCAUACACCUGCCCACUCUCUUAGGUCUGUAAACCAGCAUCUCCUUAUUGUUCCUAAAUUCAAGUGGAAACUAAGAGAAAGUCACUGUAGUGACUCAAAAGUUGUGCCACUACAUGUCAUGCAGGCCGCCUCUCUUUCAGACUUUAAAACUAUUCUUAAACCACACAUAUUUGCAGAAGCCUUUUGCACGUCAUGAGAUGUUGACUAUUUUCAAUCAUAUUUAACUGUUUUUAAUUAACUUUAACUAUAUCUUAUUUGUCUAUUUUACAGGGUUUCCAUGCAGUAGUAAAAUGUAGUAGAUUAAAUAACCUCAAACUAAGGCCAUUAAAAUGUAAAAAGUUAACAAAUAGAACAUGACUUGCUUGUCAAUUUCCUGUUAACCCUUCAAUAUGUUCAGAUUUUUCGAAUGAUGCCGACUUUUGUUUAAAUUCGUUUAACUAUAACAUCUGCAAAAAAGAAAAAAAAAGUAUACCUAUAGCAGGAUCUGAGCCAGCGUAGACCCGAUUGAUUCCACUGUCUGAUUUACUGCGCACAGCAUGGAACCGCUUGAUAUGUUGAGAGUAGCAAGUCAUUUUGCUCCUCACCAUUGGAAAAUGUAAGAUUUCAUAACCAUGGCUUCAUUUUUUUCUCCCAGAGGUCACUCUUUUCUUUACAUGGGUUUCCAUCUAUUGGUUUAUAGUGAAUUAACCAGGCGACGCAAAGCAUUGUGUUGUCAUAUACAGAUGUUAUGCUGUAAUAAACAGGAAGUAGAAGAUGCUAACUACCACGUGCCACAGAUAAUGUAAUGGAGUAAAGUUUCAAUGAGUGUGUUGCUAUUUAAUUUUUUUGACAGUUGACACGAAGACAUGCUUGAGUCUCCUCGUUGGUCCACAUGUACCUGUUGUUUCUUCCAGUUAUGUUUUCCAAUUUCCAGCGUUAUGGGAACAAUCAGGAAGACAUUUAGGAAGCAGAAACAGCUGAUCAGUCAUGUGAGGUAAAUGUUUCCCACGUCAGAACUUAUUCGACAUAUGUUUCCUUCUCUUUAGCGCAUUUAGAGUUUUUUACUUUUUUUGAAAAAGUAAAAAUCAAGCGAGCUUAAGAAAUUAAUACAAAAUUUAGGUCAAUUUGAAUUCUGUCUUUCCAUUAACAUGUUCUAAUGUGAUAUUUCAAAAUUCAUUAAAAAGGUUCAUGAAAACAUUGCUUUUGUCUCAGUGUGAGAGGGAGUGUGUUUCUCUGUCCAGAUUUUCUUCUUCUGUUUCUGUUCUCUUAGGACUGUGUCUCUCCUUUCCUCUGCCAUCUCACUCCCCACAGCUUGCUCUCUCUCGCUUUUUGUCAACCUGAAUGUAAUAUUAAAAUGUAUCAGCUGAGAAAUAAAGUACUUGUACAGAUAAAGGUUUUACCACUUUUGUUAAAACUGCAAUGGAUUUUUCAUUUUGGGUCAUGUUCACUCUUGGGUCUGUUAUCUGUGUUGCAGGUGAUUUUGUUUUACAUUACUGGCUAGUUUUUCUCAGCUGAUUAAGUUUGAGCAUUUGCCUUAUUAUAAAUAUUCUAUAGGGAACAGUGGCUUGUGAAAUUUGAAUGUCAUUGGGUUUUGUUUAUUUUCUUUAAAAAAAAGUCUUCUUGAAAUGUGUUUGGAAUAUUUAUGUGUGAGGGCUCAGUCAAGACAAGAUCAGUUACACCUUCAAGUAAGUGGGAAAAGCUUUUGUUAUGGGUUAGAGAUGGGCUGUGGUCAGUGCUGUGAAUCCACCGCUCCCCCCAAAAUUGUGUUGGUAGUAAAAAAUAUUGUAGACGUAGUAAAAGAGGUUGUAAAUACCCUGUGAGCUUCUAAACAGCAGAUCUUCUAGAUGAUAGUGUUGGUGCUAGAACUACAUUUUAUAUUAUUUAAUAAGAAUUACCUGUGAAACGUUUUACCACAACCAGAAAACUGCUUUGUUGUUGCAGCCAAAUCCUAUGGGAUUCUGUGAGAGUAGGGGGUAGCAAGAUGGUGGCCAGUGACUUCAUUUUUCAGCAAUCCAGUGAAUAAAUAGAGAUCAGUGGUUCUGCUCCAAGGGGCCAUUAUACUGGCAGUAGUUAUUGUCUUCAGCCAUCAGGGGCGCUGUUAUCUUAUAUUCUGCUGUGGCUCAUUCAUUAGUCACUGUAAUAUGAGUCUGGUUGGAAUUUUAUUCACUUAUUGACUAUUUAGUAUCUUUGUAUGUUUGAUUUGCGAUUCUGACCGUUCUGUUCUUGUUGUUCUGUUAGAAAUCACACCAAUACCCUCAAACUGGACCUCUGCAUUCUGGUUUCAAUAAAAGGAUUUAACCCACUUAAGUCACAUUAAAGUUUGCCCAAACGUC